This is a messenger RNA of Lodderomyces oxycetoniae, 1080 nucleotides long. It is a transcript of the gene AGA1, whose product is annotated as Aga1p. NCBI's taxonomy places the organism in Eukaryota, Fungi, Ascomycota, Pichiomycetes, Serinales, Debaryomycetaceae. The transcript has 2 exons. Bases 1 to 1080 code for a protein of 359 amino acids. The record is from RefSeq and is a predicted model, not a curated record.
AUGAGUUCAAACGUUGUACUCCCCCCUGCAAACGGUAAGAAAUUGUGGAGAGUGAAGAGAACAAACUCAGGAUCGUGCAAGAGCUCAUCUGCAUCGUCCUCAUCUCUCACAUCCGCCGAGUGUUUAAACAGUUCAUUGAAGAUUGCUGCUGCUGCUGCUGCUGCUGCUGCUGCUGCCAACUUUACUGUCAAAAGACCUCCAUUAAGAAGACCCAAAAACAAACCUGGAAAACCAAAGGAUUAUGUGUUUGUUGACUUGUCUCCUGUAAAGUCGCAAGACUGUGUGGAAACAGUAAAGGCCUCGCCUGUUGUACAGCAGGUCCCUUCGCCUACCCUUUCCACUGGAGAUUGCACAUCUGUUGAAGAGUCGCUAUUUGACUUGCCUGGUAGUCAUGAUGGUGGUGAGUUGGGUCUAGGGAUAAUGAAUUUGGGGUUUGAUUGGAGUCAAACACAACCGAUCCUGCAAGAAACCGUUGAUGUUACCGAGAGCUACUUGUCGCAACAGCUAUACGGGUACCAGCAAGCAAUGUUGCAGCAACAUCUUCAAAUCCAGCAAUUGCAACAGCAGUUGUUGCAGCAGCAACAACAACAGCAACAACAGCACCACCACCACCAGCAACAAGAUCCCCCCAACCAGCAGCAGGAUCCCCCCCACUUCACACCAAAGUUGAGAAAAAGAAAACAAGCUGCGGGUCAGCUUCAGUUUAAAACAUACCAACCAAAACAUAACAGGUCCAUCUCCGACGGCUCUAUCAGGAAGCCUCUGCACACUAAGCGCGCUUCAGUACACGAAAUACCAACACCCUCCUCCAUUUCCUCAUCGCAGUAUAUCCCCAUGGAAUACUCGGACUCUACCUCCUCCGACGUCAGUCUAGACGACUUUAUGAUGCUAAACGAACAAAUUGCAAUGAACCUACCCCAAGAGCAACAAUUGCACCCACUAACCCCUGCAUCGUCGUACUCCUCAGACGUGGAGCUUUUCCCGCUGCAAAACUUUGAGUUUGAGGAGUUCCUCUCUAGUGUGCUGCACCCAGAACAUUACCCUGCACCACCACUAAACUUUGCUCCAACAUGGACAUGA